AAGACGACGGACGUUACACGGCUCGAAGGCACCGUGAUUAAGUGCAGUAUUUUCAUCAAUCGAAGCAUCCUUUCGUUGCAGAGAAUAUUCCACUCAGUUUCUGUCGGCCGGAAGAUUACGUACAUUCCAAAGAUUCAGCGGUAUUAAUACGAACGUGUAGUGGAGCUUAAAAUUGCUUGCCUUCUAUCAGUACUCACGAAGUACAACCAAGUGGAACGUAGUUUAAGCUCAAAUGUGCUUGUUUUUGUUUUCCAUUCGCUCAGCUUCGAGGACAACAUGAGCCUACCUUAGUACGCGUGUAGUUCGAUUAUUCAUGUGGAAACCUUAAAGUGCUAGCCGCUAAAUGUGAUUCGAACAAGUUUUUGUUGAGAUCGUAUGCCUAUAAGCAGAUCAAUGUAAUCUAUGUGUUUCCUUUUCGAUGAAAAGUGCCUCAAACAAAGAAAGUGUUUUGCAAUGCCAACAACCGGGCAGAUAACGGUGCUUAUGGUUUAGGGGGAUAUUAUGAGUGCAACAACGACAACGACGUCAAUUAGAAGCGGCAGGAUCGGCCGUAGAAUGCUGGACGCGAACCGGAAGAAAAGAAAUGGGACGAUGUCCGUGUGGAGCACUAGUACGGCUGGAAUCGACACAGUGCUCGCUACAACCUUGGGUGCCGCUAUACACCCGAAAACAUUCAGUGCCAACCAUUUGCCCACAGCUGCUGCAGCAGCAGCUGGACUGAUUGUGACUCAAUCGCCGAACGGAGCGAGUGCUAACGCUCAAACGACCUACCAUCACCAUCACUUCAGCGCAAGUAACGCCAGUGCAGCCGCCGCGAACGGUCUCAACCACAGCCAUCAGCAUCUGGUGGCCACAACCGGGCAUCCGGGAGGGCACGGAACAAACGGCGGCCCGUUCAGCAGUCACAGUACCAGCAGCAACAGUAACCACAGUCAUUCCCCACCGAUUCACGCAGGAUCGUUACACAAUUCCGUUGCCUGGAACCGAACCAGUAUUUGCAGUGCACACAAGAGACGAUCGGGCCUCAGCACAAUGUCCCAAUCAGGAGAUGAGUUCAGUUCACCCAACUACCUUUCAUGGCGGAAGUUGCAGUUAAGCAGGGCCAAACUGAAGGCUUCCAGUAAAACGUCAGCACUGCUGUCCGGUUUUGCAAUGGUAGCAAUGGUAGAGGUCCAGCUGGACGAACACACGACCGUUCCACCGAGCAUGCUGAUCACGUUCGCCGUCUGUACCACGCUGCUGGUGGCGGUGCACAUGUUAGCGCUCAUGAUCAGCACCUGCAUCCUGCCGAAUAUCGAAACGGUGUGCAAUCUGCACAGCAUUUCGCUGGUUAACGAAUCGCCCCACGAGCGGCUUCACUGGUACAUCGAAACGGCGUGGGCCUUUUCGACGUUGCUUGGCCUAAUUCUGUUCCUGCUCGAGAUCGCAAUCCUGUGCUGGGUUAAGUUCUAUGACCUCAACACGACGGCGGCCUGGUCCGCCUGUAUCGUCCUCAUCCCUGUGCUGGUAAUCUUUGUAGCCUUUGCACUACAUUUUUACCGAUCGCUGGUAACCCACCGGUACGAAGUGACUGUGUCCGGCAUCCGGGAGCUUGAGAUGCUUAAGGAACAAAUGGAACAGGACCAUCUGGAUCCUCAUCAUCACCAUGGACCUCCGUAUCAAUCCGUUCAGAUUGUUUGACUGCGGUUGUACGGGAAUGAAUCUCGAGCGCGGGCACAUUUUUUGUGAAUCUGUGAUGUCAAUAAUGUACAUUAUUUUCCAUUAGUCGAAACACGUUCUGCUGUCGAGACAUUAUGUUAUAUUACUCAAGAACUUAAUGCCUAUGGCUGGAUUUGUUAGCUUCGAAAAUUACUAAAAGUUCACGAAUCUGCACUACUUUCGCGUUAAUCAUCCAUAACAGUCUCUUUUCACGAGAGAUCUACCCUGCGAAUUGUGAUUAAACGCUUUGUUAAAAAGAAACGAAAGACAUAGCCUAGCUAGAGUUCAGAACAGUGCGAGUUUGUUUCAGUUGUUUUUUUCCUACUGAAGAGACAGAUCAAGUAUCUAUAUUAGUUUUAUUUUGUAUGUUGUGACAUACGAUGAUACUGUUUUAAAGAAAUCUAAUGUUUUAGUUGUACGCUCAUCAUCUGAAUCUUGAACGAUUUCUGCUAAGUUAACUGUCACAUUGAUUUGUAAAUUAUGUUUCCUCUUAUUGCACUAAAAUCUAGUGUAAAAAUAAUCGAAAGAUAAAAUAAAAGUUCACAGCGAAU
This is a messenger RNA of Sabethes cyaneus, 2249 nucleotides long. RefSeq names its product calcium release-activated calcium channel protein 1 (gene Orai). The transcript has 5 exons. Gene Ontology annotation, cellular component: membrane. NCBI's taxonomy places the organism in Eukaryota, Metazoa, Arthropoda, Insecta, Diptera, Culicidae. The record is from RefSeq and is a predicted model, not a curated record. Gene Ontology annotation, biological process: store-operated calcium entry. Gene Ontology annotation, molecular function: store-operated calcium channel activity. Bases 502 to 1680 code for a protein of 392 amino acids.